Gamsiella multidivaricata is the source of this 3957-nucleotide messenger RNA. RefSeq lists its product as uncharacterized. Gene Ontology annotation, cellular component: cell tip; Golgi to plasma membrane transport vesicle. The transcript is spliced from 2 exons. Gene Ontology annotation, molecular function: guanyl-nucleotide exchange factor activity. The record is from RefSeq and is a predicted model, not a curated record. NCBI's taxonomy places the organism in Eukaryota, Fungi, Mortierellomycota, Mortierellomycetes, Mortierellales, Mortierellaceae. Gene Ontology annotation, biological process: exocytosis. Bases 99 to 3908 code for a protein of 1269 amino acids.
CUCUAAAAGGGAACAUCACCUUGAUUGCAAAAAAAAAUAUCGUAAAGAACUCACUCCGCCCCUGAGAUUCCCGACCCGAGCUUGUAGCGUGCCCCUCCAUGAACCGCGCGUACUUUGACACACCUAAGGAGCGUCUCCCUCCUCUCGACACCACCACCGCGCUCCUCAGGAAGCAGCCUCUCGUCCACACUCACGCCUUCGCUGACGGUGUCGCAAAACCACGUCACACCUGGAACACCACCGCAACCCUUGAUACCUCCCAACCACAGACUGCAAAGUCACUGACACCAGGUCUGGGCACAUCCACGCCCACACCUUCGACAUCUUCGACAUUGGUUACACCCUGGACCCGAUCCAGGUAUCAUACACAUCUUGCGGUGUUCAAAUAUGAUGGGCAAGAUCUUCUGGCAACAGAUAUGUCGCCAAUGACAGCUUCGUAUGUUUCUCCAGCGUGUUACUCCCCUUAUGAGAAAAGAACCAUCGACCGUAACGAUCUUGCCCUCUCUCCUUCUAUAGCCUCCAUCACCGGUAUAGGAGGAGUUUUACAAAGAUCGCGGUCCAAGACUUGUAUCGCUUUUUCUGCUAUAGAAACGGUUCAAUUGUCUUCGCCGGAUUCUAGGAUAUUGGAAGAUAUUGAGCAGAAUGCGAAAGACCCCAUGAUGCCGUUACGGGACUGGCUCGAGAGUAUUAAGCCAACGGUGGUAGUGGACCAGAGUAAACAGGGUCGUCAACAACAACAACAGCAACAGCGGGAGCGGGGAAUGAAAGGAGGGAACUGUGGGUCCCAGGAUGCAAAAGAGCAGGCGGGAUUAUAUAAGAAUGAUAAUGAUGCUCGAAAAGAACCAGUGCCAACACCAGAAUCGGUAAAGCGGUAUUCGCAGCAGAGUCAUGCAUACGGAGAUAGACAUGAGCAUUUGCAGAGAAAAGGCCAGAAAGAGAGGCGAAGGCGACAGCGACGACGGAGGUUCCGCAAGUUGAUUCUUCGAGGCGAGAUGUACUCUGCAGCAACACGUGUCAAAUCUUCAACACGGACGCUACCUUUGCCACCCACGUUCAUCUCCAGGCUUGAAGUCGCGGCCGAUGCGGCAGUGGAGCGCAUAUCGGAUCUAUACUCCCAAUGUCAAGGACUGCUCUCGCUUCAGCAGCAACAGCAACAGCAACAGCAACAGCAACAGCAACAGCAACAGCAACAGCAACAGCAACAGCAAGAUGCUUUUCUGAAAGGAAUGAGAGAAGAGGAAGGUGGGAAGAACUGUCCUAGCAGCGCCAGCGAGUCCAAGGGUAAGGGUAUUGUAGGCGGCGGAGAAGUCGUAGGAGGGAGAGGAGGAGGAAGGAUGAGUGUGGGGAAAGGAGACUUAGUGCUGGGGAAGGAUGGCGAGAUGAUGCCGUGGUUGCAGGAGGCUACCCGAAUGAUCGGGGUGUUAGAAGUGCGGCUCCUAGAACUGGAGGAGGAUUGCAAGUCGCUCCCGCUAUACGAACAAGAUCGUGCCCGAAUGAUCCAAGUCAUCCAACAACUUAACUCCAUUGUCCAGCAGGACCAAGCCUGGAUCCAGAACACCGAGAAUGCGAUCCAAUGGAUAGCUGUCGCACUCGAGGAGGCCCUCCUUUCCUCCUUACAUCCCUCAUCUGGUCUUCCUGAUAGAUCUAGGGGCGAACGCCACAAAAGUGAGACAGUAUUGAAGCAAAGAUCGUAUUCUGAGGGGGUCAUGCCCUCUCUGAUAACAGCUGAAGCUAUAGUAACGGGGGUAUCGGCGACACAGCAAAGCGACUCAGCCGAUGAUACCCAGCUUGAAGGCACGCGACCGCAGAAGAUCGAAAAUGGUGAGCGACGGAGCCUACAGACCCGAUACUCGAACGCCAUCCUGGCGGCACUUCGCCACCUAAAGUCCAUCGAGCAUUUCCCCUCGAUGGUGGACGGGGCCACGACAAGUGUCCAAGGGACUUGCAAGGAAGCGAAUCCGCCGAACCUGACUCUGGAUGAGGGGCUCGAGACUGCGAGUAUGAUCAGUCUUGCAAGUGAUAAGCAUCCGAGCAACAUGAACAACCGAUCGACAGAACUUGAGGAUUUUGAGAUGGACAGACGCUGCGCAGGAGAAAGCAGCGAUGGAGGUAACACUGUGACCGACGAGUCUGCACCCCCUAGAACUGGAGAGAGGCCGGGGUUGACUGAGGACCAGGGGCCGGAAGCCAUACAUACAGGACGAAACCCCACGACGGGUUCAAUUACACGCCAGCACCGGUCCAUUUCUACUCCUAGUGCUCCCCGGAAUCUCUACCAUUCAAUCUCCUCCACCUCACUCCUGGCGACCAUUUCCGGGAGCUCCCAAUCACUACAGACCGACCUAGACGAUUGCCUAGUGGACGAGCGUAUAUACCUGAAACAACAUAUUCAAGCGAUUGAACGGCUACGGAUACAAGAGCAGGCCCGACAUCGCUGGGCGGAAAGCGUGCACACACAGCUGGUUGAGGAUCUGAUCAGGUUCUCGAAAGAGCUUUUGUGGAGUGUGGAUGAAUUGACGUGUACGCAGGCUGCGGUAGUUGAGGCGAGUGAGAGUACGGUGAUGACGUUCCGAAGCCUUGAGGGAGCUUUCAAUGGGGCGAGAGAUACGGAGGAAGAAGAGAAAGUGGAGAGGAAGAGGAUGAUGGAGGCGUCGUGCAAGGCGGUGAAGGAGAGUAUGGCGAUGGUGGAGCAGGGGGUGAAAAGGAUGAGGACACUCGCAGCGGAUUGUGUAGGGAUCCUGGAGUUGACGCAGCGGGAGAGCGCAGCGGUGAAUGGAGCAGAGGUGUUGGAGCAGCAGGGGAGUAGUGUUGAUGUGUCAGACUCGGUUACUGACAACGGAAGCGCGGAGCCUGUGGGGUUAGUCGUGUCUGCCAAAAUGCCUUUGUCACCUCAUUUGCCUGGUCACACCUCGUCCUCAAACACUCUGCCAUCGAUAUCGACCGCAGGUGCAGCAGUAACAGAAGGAGCGGAGGUAGGAACAGCUCUAGCAUCAGAUCAACUGUCAUCAUCGAUAUUCGUGGACGGCAUCGCACUUCAGGAGUUCGAGUCGCACCUUAGAGCACUCCGUUCAACCAGCGCCGCCGAUACAACCUGGCGAAAACUGAGCUUGAGAUUCAUCAAGCAAUCCAUUGCCGAUAGUACGGGCACCUUGCAGAGCACUUCUUCUAUGGGUAUGGACAUGACGACGCCGUUUAUGAAGCGUGUAAUGGCGGAGGAUAUUCACCCGUGCGUGCUGAUCCAUCGGCAGAGUGCGCCAGUGUUGGCCAGGCAAGGAAGAUGGGUGGGUUCGUUCCUUUUGUCGGCAGUAGCAGCGACGACAACGGCGAAGAUAGGAGGGGGAGGAUAUUCGAGCGCGAGAUGCGUAUCCGGUCCGUCAAUAUUAUGGCUGCGGCGGUUGCUGAAGGCCAUGGAAAGAAACGCGUGCGAGAUCGAGGUUUGGAAGACGACCUAUCAUCACCAAUCACAACAGCUGCAACCACAAAGAUCCACGUCGAACGGUUCUGCAAGUACUGUCUCUGCCAAAGAUGAUGCAACGACAACAUCCCAAGGAGCAUGCUGCCUAUGUGGAAUAGUCCGUCCAUGUGAGUUCCGUCUCCGUCUCGUUGAUCAGGACCCUGUCUCCAAACCGAACCGCCGCAAAGCUCGCAGUUCUGUCAGUGUAGUACACGAUUCUUCCACCUCGGACGUGACUUCGUCGUGCUCGAAUUACCAUCCACUCGACCGAUUCUGUCGUGACCGGAUCGUGGCUGUGUGCGAUUUUUUUACGUUUAUGGGACACCUCCGGCAGGGGCUGUUGGAUCACCAAUCGAAUUUGGAGUUGUUUAGGAAGGUGGUAUGGUUGAGACAGCGGAUGGGGUGUGCGAGGAUUGGGUCGAAGGAUAUUGUACUGGCGGCGCAGAGGGUCUAAUUAGUGGAUGCCGUGAGGAAAGGAGGGUCUAAUUCGUAAAAUAAAGGCA